Scomber scombrus (Atlantic mackerel) is the source of this 1728-nucleotide messenger RNA. It is a transcript of the gene mbpa, whose product is annotated as myelin basic protein a. NCBI's taxonomy places the organism in Eukaryota, Metazoa, Chordata, Actinopteri, Scombriformes, Scombridae. Gene Ontology annotation, molecular function: structural constituent of myelin sheath. The transcript is spliced from 6 exons. The record is from RefSeq and is a predicted model, not a curated record. The coding region runs from base 106 to 483 and encodes 125 amino acids.
AGCAGCAGCAGAGUCAGAAGUUGGCAUUGUGAGCUUUGGACUGUCUUGGAAGAGGACUACUGAGUAGACAAAGGUCAAUCUCACCCAACCUCAGCAACAGCUAGCAUGGCUACAGCAAGCACCUCAGGACAGAGCACUUUCGGGCUCGGCAGGAAAAAGAAGACUCCCACUCUGAUGGAUUCGAUUAGCAAGUUCUUCGGAGGAGAUAAAAAGAAGAGGAGCAAGGGGUCAUUCCGGGGUCACCUGGCCUCCUCACCCCAGCAAUCCUCCACUCGCCGCCGUACCAAUGAAAAUGCUGUGGUGCAUUUCUUCAGGAGCAUUGUUUCCACUCCAGAACCUAAAUCCAGGUGGAGAGAUGUCUUGGGCUUGGCCUCGUCGCCACGUGCUGAGAGCACAAAGUCGCCCAUCAGACGACGCAGAGACCAAAGCACACUGUCCAGACUCUUCAACCUGGGAGAUACCAAGUCCCGCCCCCCCCCCUAAACGCUGGAGCACCAUCUUCUAAGCUUUCCGCCGAGGACAAAACCACAGAUCCAUCACCGAUGGGACAGGAUGAAGGAGGAGGAGGAUCAGAUCUGCAUACGGCGGACUCACAACCUCAAGAAAUGUUAACCCACUAACACUUUGUGUAUCUUUAGACAGUGAAACAACUUUGGCGCAGUUUUAAAUCCACUCUAUGGGAAUAUACUGUGCCAGUUUUCAUUUAAUCCUACUUCUGAGGAUAUCUCAGUCAUUAUUUAGCUGUUUAAGGCUUUAAGAGGUUUGGUCAUGCUUUUAGUUAAAUAUCUCUGUAAAAAACACCCAUUGAUCUGAUGGUGCUAGUGUCUGUUGUCUGGUGUCCGAGGUUCGUUUAUGGCAGAUGUUUGUUUUUCUAUUUGUCUCCUGUUGUCUGCAUUUUGUAUACGAGUGAUGCUUUAUGUAUCUUUCUAGAAACAAGACUCACACGCCAAACUCGCCCUUGUUUUUUGUUUCAUAUGAGAACUCUAGACAGAGAUCAGUCCUGUUUGUGGUUGUUGUGCUUGAGUGAAAUGUAUGUUGCAAAAGAAAUGCUUCUGGAAAUACAUCUGGAAACGUAUGAGUAGUUAAUAUUGUUUUUUGUAACAGUUUUUAUUUCACUGUGCCUCAGUGUGAUUAAUAAACAUGUACAAUAUGAUGCUAUGUAAGUCUAUCAAGUGAAAAAUGCCCUUUUUAAAUGCACUGCUUCAUGACUGAGAAAUGUCCUAAAAAUGACUAUUCUGCACACUUCCUAUGUAGAUGUUGCAUCUUUUUCAUUUAUAGUAAUUUGUCUGCGUGCAUCUUAAAUCAAGUUUGAAGUUUGAAUGUUGUUUGUUUUUUAUUUAAGAAAUGACAGACAGAAGGUUUGUUUUAUCUGAUGGUCAGAUUGUAAGUGAUUCAAAGGUUUAAGGGGGAAGAAGCAAGAUGGCUGAAGGAGUUCAGUCUUGAAGGGCAGUAUGUUCAUGUUCAAGUGUUCUGACGCAUGUUGAUUUUAUUUUGUCCAUCGUAAAUUACAUUGCCGCUCUCAUUUGUACAUGAUAUGUGUGUACAUUCACUUUAACCGAAUAGUCAAAAGCACUGUAAAUGUGUUUCUUUCUGAGGUUGCUGAUAUGUGGUGGUGCUACAGUAUUAGGAAAUGAUACUUAGAAAAAUAAGUGUUGUGUUUCCUCAUAAUGUAAAACUGUUUUUUUAAUGUUCAACCUAACUGGAAAUAAAAAUCCUUCUCUCCUGUAA